AUGGCUGCAAAAACACCUCAAGAUACUUCCUUUUCCUUCUCACGAAGAUACUUCCACUGGAAAAAGAAAGUGGAAGACGAUGACGAUGAAGGAGCAACCCUCAACUUCAGAUCAUCAUCACUUGGAUGUGUCGUGACUGAGGAGGAUCUGAAUCUUGACGACGACCUCAGCCUCCCUGUACCCCAGGCUGCACCCCGGAGGAAGAAACGUGGACUCAUGUCUGUUGCUAAGCUCCGAUCAGCUCUUACUUUUGGUAAAACCAAGUUAUCUUCUGGUUCUGGUCUAGGCAAGGGUACUAGAGUUGUCGGGACUCUAUUUGGGUACAGACGUGGUCACGUCCACAUUGCGUUUCAAGAGGAUCCGAAGCUAGGCCCGGCUUUCCUGGUCGAGCUAGCCACCCCAACUAGCUUCCUGGUUCGAGAAAUGGCGUCGGGGUUGGUUCGUAUUGCGUUGGAGUGCGAUAAGAAGACUCUGAAGAAGAGUUUUAAGCUGCUAGAAGAGCCACUGUGGAGGACAUACUGCAAUGGCAAGAAAUGUGGUUAUGCUAUGAGACGUGAUUGUGGACCUGAUGAAUGGAAGGUUUUUAAUUCUGUGGGACCGAUUACGAUGGGCGCCGGAGUACUGCCGGAGGGAGGCGGCGGUAGUGGUGGUGAAGGGGAAUUGAUGUACAUGAGAGCAAGGUUUGAGAGGAUUGUGGGGUCGAAAGAUUCUGAAGCUUUUUACAUGAUGAAUCCAGACAGCAAUGGAGGACCAGAACUUAGUAUUUAUCUAAUCAGAGUUUGA
Messenger RNA from Lactuca virosa, 783 nucleotides. The record is from the annotation of a GenBank genome assembly. NCBI's taxonomy places the organism in Eukaryota, Viridiplantae, Streptophyta, Magnoliopsida, Asterales, Asteraceae.